AUGGAUACUCAGAAAAUAGUGGUGGUUGUCGAAGACGUGGAUGUGGCAAGAACUGCACUCCAAUGGGCACUUCACAAUAUCCUUCGUUUUGGGGAUUUGAUUACACUUCUUCACGUAUAUACCACUACAACAUCCAAAAGCAAGAAGAAGCUCAGGCUUCUCCGCUUGAAUGGCUUCCAAUUGGCUCUCUCUUUCAGAGAAAUAUGCGAUUCCUUCCUCAAUACAAAGACUGAGAUUGUUGUGACGGAAGGGGAUAGAGAUGGUCGAAGAAUUGCGGCUAUGGUGAGAGAAAUUGGGGCCUCCACUCUCGUUGUGGGUCUUCAUGAUCGGAGCUUUUUAUACAGGUUGGUAAUGGCCCAGAACAGCGUUGCUUUCAAUUUGAACUGUAAGGUUCUUGCCAUCAAGCAACCAACAGCACUAACAACGAGGACAAUUUCUUUACAAGAUAGUUCUAUAAACAUGGACUUCUCCCAGAUAGAAAUAGCUACAUUGAGUGUCCCUGAAGUUCCUCGUCCGAAAAUCCAAUACCAAAUCUGUCCAGACCCUUCUGCUAUUUUAUGGAGAUCCGGGCAAUCAAGAAGAACGAGAACUUCGUGA
Molecule: messenger RNA, 597 nt
Organism: Fraxinus pennsylvanica
Lineage: Eukaryota; Viridiplantae; Streptophyta; Magnoliopsida; Lamiales; Oleaceae
Source: the annotation of a GenBank genome assembly